AUGCUGUCGAAUCACUUGCAGAAUGGGAUCGAGGCGCCGAAGCUGGCCUGGUCUCGCCUCCCGAACUCGGACGAGGCCGAGACCGACGUCUUUGUGUUGGGGAAGAAGGACGACGAGGGCGCCGGCGUCGAGAGCCUUGACUAUGAAGUCAUCGAGAACUACGCUUAUUGGGAAGAGCAGGCGCAGAGAGGGAGACUCUAUGUUGGAUAUUAUGUGGCUGUCAAGUGGUUCUUUGCUUUGCUCAUCGGCAUCGGCACUGGAUUAGCUGCUGUUUUCAUCAAUAUUUCGGUUGAGAACUUUGCAGGCUGGAAAUUUGCAUUGACAUUUGCUAUAAUACAAAAAUCAUAUCUGGCCGGUUUCGUGGUGUACAUAUUAAUCAACUUAGUUUUGGUUUUUUCCUCUGUAUAUAUUGUUACACAAUUUGCACCGGCAGCAGCUGGGUCUGGUAUUCCAGAAAUCAAGGGGUAUUUAAAUGGGGUCGACAUACACGGUGUCCUACUUUUCAGAACAUUGAUUGGAAAGAUAUUUGGUAGCAUUGGUUCAGUGGGAGGAGGUCUAGCUUUAGGCAAAGAAGGUCCUCUUGUUCAUACUGGUGCUUGUAUUGCAUCCUUGCUUGGACAAGGUGGAUCUACAAAAUACCAUCUCAGAUCCAGGUGGCUACAAAUUUUUAAUAGUGACCGAGAUCGCCGUGAUCUUGUAACCUGUGGAUGUGCAGCUGGAGUUUCUGCUGCUUUCAGAGCUCCUGUAGGUGGUGUACUAUUUGCACUGGAAGAAGUUACAUCUUGGUGGAGGAGUCAACUUAUGUGGCGUGUGUUUUUCACUUCUGCUAUUGUGGCCGUUGUAGUGCGUACUGCAAUGGGAUGGUGCAAGAGUGGAAAAUGUGGACAUUUUGGCUCAGGUGGCUUCAUAAUAUGGGAUGUAUCAGAUGGUCAAGAGGACUAUUCUUUUGAGGAGUUCUUGCCAAUGGCGGUUAUUGGGGUCAUUGGAGGUUUACUGGGAGCCUUGUUUAACCAGCUUACAUUUUACAUUGCUCACUGGCGCCGAAAUUAUUUGCACAAGAAAGGGAAUCGAGUCAAGAUAAUUGAAGCGUGUCUCAUCUCUCUGAUAACGUCAAUUAUUUCCUUCGGUUUACCACUUUUAAGAAAAUGUAGUCAAUGCCCUGAAGCAGAUCCAGAUUCUGGAAUUGAAUGCCCGCGGCCUCCAGGAAUGUAUGGAAAUUAUGUUAAUUUUUAUUGCAGCAAGGAAAGGGAAUACAAUGAUCUUGCAACUAUUUUCUUCAAUACUCAGGAUGAUGCGAUCAGGAAUUUGUUUAGUGCAAAAACAAUACAUGAGUACAGUGCCCAAAGUUUAUUGACCUUCUUGGUGAUGUUUUACACAUUAGCAGUUGUGACAUUUGGUACUGCUGUUCCAGCUGGUCAAUUUGUUCCUGGAAUAAUGAUAGGAUCAACAUAUGGACGUCUUGUAGGCAUGUUUGUUGUUAGCUUCUACAAGAAGCUCAACAUUGAAGAGGGAACAUAUGCACUACUUGGAGCAGCUUCUUUUCUUGGAGGUUCAAUGCGAAUGACGGUGUCUCUAUGUGUCAUUAUGGUUGAAAUCACAAAUAAUCUGAAAUUGUUGCCUCUUAUCAUGCUUGUUCUUCUCAUUUCAAAGGCUGUUGGAGAUGCAUUCAAUGAAGGCCUGUAUGAAGAACAGUCGCGGUUAAGGAACAUUCCACAAUUAGAAUCAAAACCCAAAUAUCAAAUGCGGAAGAUGACAGCAAAGGAGGCUUGUGGAAGAAGGGUGAUUUCCUUCCCUCGUGUUGUUAAGGUUGCAGAUUUGGUUUCUAUUCUACGGAGCAACAUCCACAAUGGCUUCCCUGUGAUUGAUCAUUCUAGAAACGGAGAAACACUUGUCAUUGGACUAAUGCUUCGUAGUCACUUGUUGGUACUUCUGCAGUCGAAGGUAGAUUUCCAGCAUAGCCCUUUGCCGUGUGAUCCCAGAGGAUCUAGGUCUAUCAGGCACACUUUGAGCGAGUUUGUGAAACCUGCUACCAGUAAAGGAUUAUCAAUACAUGAUAUACAUCUGAGCUCAGACGACUUGGAAAUGUACAUAGAUCUUGCCCCCUUUUUAAACCCAUCUCCUUACAUCGUCCCCGAGGAUAUGUCUUUGACAAAGGUAUAUAAUCUUUUCCGUCAGCUAGGUCUGAGACACAUAUUUGUUGUUCCGCGCCCAUCUCGUGUGAUUGGUUUGAUUACCAGAAAGGAUUUAUUGAUUGAGGAGAAUGAGGAUUCUGCUUCAAUGGAACUCCAAUCGACUAGUGUAAGAGCACAACAUCGUGAUAGAAGAAAGGGUAGGAGGAUUGGUGAUAUGGAGCACCCGCUACUCACUGGUCUUCUGUCGUGACAUCAUGUCUGGCUGUGGAAGACUCAAGUCUUUUUCCUCCAUCUCUACCUCAAAAAUCUAGGUUUUAUUACUUUAUUUAUAGAUUUACAGUAGUUAUUUUUUGAGAGGUAAAUUAUUUAGGAUUAGAGUCGAUUCAGUAAUUGUUUCCCCUUGAACGGAGGGAUGAUGGAUCACACCCAUCUGAAUUUUUGUAACAUGUGACUGGAAAGCAUGUAGCUGAUCGAUGUGACAUAUAAAGUUACAGAUCACAAAAACAGGGAAAGAUGCAGUACAAUUUAAUGAAUUUAGAUUUGUUGAGCAAAACCUCUGUUCAUCUUA
Molecule: messenger RNA, 2700 nt
Organism: Rosa chinensis
Lineage: Eukaryota; Viridiplantae; Streptophyta; Magnoliopsida; Rosales; Rosaceae
Product: chloride channel protein CLC-d
Exons: 23
Coding region: 1-2382 (793 amino acids)
Biological process (GO): transmembrane transport; chloride transport
Cellular component (GO): intracellular membrane-bounded organelle; membrane
Molecular function (GO): voltage-gated chloride channel activity
Source: RefSeq, a predicted model, not a curated record